Molecule: messenger RNA, 696 nt
Organism: Rhodamnia argentea
Lineage: Eukaryota; Viridiplantae; Streptophyta; Magnoliopsida; Myrtales; Myrtaceae
Exons: 2
Coding region: 101-481 (126 amino acids)
Source: RefSeq, a predicted model, not a curated record
CUUCUUCUUUCGUAAGGAAGAUCUCUCUCUCUCUCUCUCUCAGCGCAAGACAGUAAAAGAAGGAAGCAUCUGGUAAACCGAUUUCUCUUCUUCGUCAAUAAUGGCUGCGGUCUCGAAUCCAAGUAGUUCUUCGGAGAAUCCGAAGAUCAUCGUUGAAAGGAACCCUUCGGAGUCCAGACUGUCUGAGCUGAACAUCAAGUGCUGGCCCAAAUGGGCUUGCCCACCUGGGAAGUAUCGGCUCAAGUUUGAUGCACAAGAAACGUGUUACCUUCUCAAGGGCAAGGUCAAGGCAUAUUCAAUAGGGUCGUCGGGGUUGGCGCCGGCGCUGGCGUCGUCUUUGGACUUUGUGGAGUUUGCCGCAGGAGACUUGGUGAUCAUUCCCAAGGGUAUCAGGUGCACUUGGGACGUGUCUGUUGCCAUCGAUAAGUACUACAAAUUCGAGCCAUCUUCGUUGUCGGCAUCUUCUUCUUCUUCUUCUUAGUCAUCCUUGACAUGCUCCUAGUAUAUAAUUAUUAGCGACAUCCCUAAAUACAUUUCCAGUCUCUUGUUAUGUUCGCAUCAUGAUGUUGUAUGUUAGUGCUUAUUCUUUCGAGAUGAUGUACUUAAAUAUGUCAUCCUUUUUCUUGUGUCAAUUAAUUAACUGUGGACGUUGGAGUAACGUAGUUGUCUCUUCGUUCAAAGGACAAAAUAGUUGGU